This is a messenger RNA of Gilbertella persicaria, 607 nucleotides long. RefSeq lists its product as uncharacterized. Bases 17 to 553 code for a protein of 178 amino acids. The record is from RefSeq and is a predicted model, not a curated record. Gene Ontology annotation, molecular function: transcription coactivator activity; chromatin DNA binding. Gene Ontology annotation, biological process: positive regulation of DNA-templated transcription. Gene Ontology annotation, cellular component: nucleus. NCBI's taxonomy places the organism in Eukaryota, Fungi, Mucoromycota, Mucoromycetes, Mucorales, Choanephoraceae. The transcript is spliced from 6 exons.
CGUUUUUCUUAUAAAAAUGAGUAUCAACUGGGUUAUGUUGACACAGGAUGGUAAGGCACCUGUUCCUUUACCACAAGAGAAAAUAUUCUUUACUCAAAAAGAUGUAAAGCUGAUUUUGGACUGUAAUGAAACGGAAGCAGGAUAUCCGGGACAUUCAGAAGGUUAUUUUGAGUCAAACAAGGGCACUGUUAUUUUAUCAAAUCAAAGAAUCAUGUACCUAGUAGAACAUCCCAACAGUGAAUUUAAGAACUUGAAUGUGCCCAUCAUGAACUUUAAGAAUUGGAAGCUUGAGCAACCUUGGUUUGGUGCAAACUAUAUCGCUGGUGUUGUUCUUCCUGUUCAAAAUGGUGGAUUAACAAAGAAUAGCCAGUUGAAACUCACGUUUAGUGAAGGAGGUGCUAUUGAAUUCACUACUAUUUUACGUAGCCUAUUAGAACGUAUGGGUGAGUCAAACGAUAUUCCAGCUGAAUAUGAGCCUUUGCCUACUUACCAACCUGAUCAAUCUUCUUCAUCACCACCUGAUCAUGAUUUACCUCCACAAUACUCUGCUUAAUUUUUUGAGCAUAAACAAUAAAGCUUCAAUCCUAUUCUAAACAGUACAAUGCGU